Molecule: messenger RNA, 2217 nt
Organism: Polypterus senegalus (gray bichir)
Lineage: Eukaryota; Metazoa; Chordata; Cladistia; Polypteriformes; Polypteridae
Gene: fbxo3
Product: F-box protein 3
Exons: 11
Coding region: 39-1394 (451 amino acids)
Molecular function (GO): protein binding
Source: RefSeq, a predicted model, not a curated record
CGUCACACGGGGCGUGGUAUCAUACGCUACCGUCAAAGAUGGCGGCUUCCACUGAACUAAACCUGGAGAUGUUGCCUUCAGAUCCGCUGCUGCUCAUCUUCUCGUUUCUAGAUUACAAAGAUUUAUUCAGUUGCUGCAUGGUCAAUCGUCGAUUUCGAGAGGUCUCAACCCAUGACCCAUUGUGGAAACGCCAGUGUCAGAAGUAUUGGCUGCUGACAGAAACUGAUAAGGCGACACACAAGAGGAGCUGGAAGCAUUUAUUCCUCAACAAUUAUGUUGAUCUGGGACGCUAUAUCGACCACUAUGCAACCCUAAAGAAAGCCUGGGAUGACCUCAAGGAAUACCUCAACCAGAAGUGCCCACGCAUGAUUAUCUCCUUGAAAGAAGGUGUGAAGGAUGAUGAUCUGGAUGCAGUUGAAACUCAGAUUGGCUGCAAACUCCCAAAUGAUUAUCGCUGUUCAUUUCGAAUUCACAACGGGCAGAAGCUGGUAGUACCAGGUCUAAUGGGAAGCAUGGCCUUGUCCAACCACUACCGCUCAGAGGAUCUGCUGGAUAUCGAGACAGCGGCAGGCGGAUUCCAGCAGAGGAAAGGACUCCAGCAGUGUUUACCACUAACGUUUUGCUUUCACACUGGCCUCAGCCAAUACAUGGCCCUGGAGAGUGUUGAAGGACGUCAUCAGUAUGAGAUUUUCUACCACUGCCCAGACCAGAUGGCCCGCGAUCCGUCAGCUAUUGAUAUGUUCAUCACCGGCUCCAGCUUCACAGAAUGGUUCACCACCUAUGUCGAAAAUGUUAUAAAUGGCGGGUAUCCCAUCAUCCGGGACCAGAUAUUUAGGUAUGUUCAUGAUAAGUCAUGUGUGGCAAAGACCGGAGAUAUUUCUGUGUCUGUGUCAACCGCUUUCCUGCCAGAGCUCAGCUCUGUGCAUCCACCUCACUUUUUCUUCACCUACAGGAUCAGAAUUGAGAUGUCUAAAGAUGCAUUGCCAGAAAAUGCCUGCAAACUAGAGAGCAGAUACUGGAAGAUAACCAAUGGAAAUGGAAAUGUAGAAGAGGUUCAAGGGCCAGGAGUUGUUGGAGAAUUUCCAGAGUUAAGACCUGGGAAAGUCCAUGAGUAUGCAAGCUGCACCACAUUUUCAACCACUUCCGGGUAUAUGGAGGGUCAUUACACCUUCCACCGACUCAAAAACAGAGAAGUCUUCAAUGUGACUAUUCCCCGCUUCCACAUGGUCUGCCCUCCUUUUCGCAAGUCAGUGGUGCGAACGGGCUCUACAGGUGAUGUCUCUGUGCCCUGGAAUGAUGAGGACAAUUCUACAGACACAGAUGAAUAUGAAGACACAGAUAGGGGAGGCCUGGAGAUCCCUCCACCCAGUGGUCGCUGCCCACGCCAUACUUGAUAAUUCUCUGUAUAGCAGUGAGUGCCCUGGUACCCCAGCUGUGUACCCAUCCCACUUUUUGCCCACUUUCUUUCGUUUUUUUGCUUCCCAAAUCAUUUUCUGUUGUGGGCAUAUUGUGCUGUGUAGCCCUUCCAGAUGGGCAUGGGUGCUGCGCCAGCUGUGUUGAACGGAUUUGAGCUGUUGCAGUCCAAAUCUCUUUUAUGACAGUUUCCUUGUGAAUCUAAAGAGUUUUCCAUGAUGUCCACUCUUAAUUACCAUUGGACCACUUCUGUCUGAGAUGGAGGAAAUACUCAUUCUGUCACUUAUGAGUAACCAUUGUCCACUCUGUGUGUGUGUGUGCGUGUGUGCGUGCGCGUGUGCGGCUGCGUGUGAGUGUGUAAAUGAACUGUGCUGUGAUUUUCAGUUGCUUGCUGACAUAGAGAGGACUGUAAAGCUGUGUCCAGCAGCAGGCAUACCACUUGGCAUGCUUCUCCUCAUACCGGACAAUAAUUGAAAUUCGAACUCAUUAUCUUCCCACUUUGUACAUUUGUAAAGACUAUCGUGUUGUUCUUCCACUGGAGAGCACUUGCUUAAAUGAGUCAGUAGUUGGCUGCAAGGAGCAGCAAUCGCAGAAGACUUUGCUGGGUGAAGCUCUUAUUUCUGGAUGGUGGCCAGUGUGCUGCCACUGACUCCCACAUGCCAGGAAAGCAGAAAGCAGGCACUGGGUUUAGAAACAGGGCGGUGACCUGUAAGGAUUUACUUACCUUGUAUGAUUUAAAGACAUUUUCUUCUCUGAAUGCUUUGUGUUUUGGGAGCCUGAAUAAAUCUUCCACCUUUGACUCUC